This is a messenger RNA of Biomphalaria glabrata, 2843 nucleotides long. RefSeq names its product evolutionarily conserved signaling intermediate in Toll pathway, mitochondrial-like. NCBI's taxonomy places the organism in Eukaryota, Metazoa, Mollusca, Gastropoda, Planorbidae. The transcript is spliced from 9 exons. The coding region runs from base 1131 to 2537 and encodes 468 amino acids. Gene Ontology annotation, cellular component: mitochondrion. The record is from RefSeq and is a predicted model, not a curated record.
AGUAAUAAAAAAAUACACCGCUCCAUUUUAUAGAUAUCUUAUUAACAAAAGCAAAUAUAUGCACAGACACACUAGUAUUUUUUCCACAAUCCUGUCAGUGUUUUUACGAGGGAUAAUUUAGAUUUUUAACAAUGGUACUAGAUUUGGUACAAUAUUAUAUAUAUGGUUUCACUGUUCAACUCUGAACGUCACAUACUAGAUACAGAUCUAAGGUUAAUACUUAUCAAUUUUAAGACAUCUAAGAAAAAAAACUAAUUACUUAUACAACACCAGGAAAUAUUUUGGUUCCCUAUAAAAAAAAUUUAAAUUUAUCGCAAUACAACAAAACAAAAUUAUUUCAAUAAAUUUGUUAUUGAAGUCCAAGCAAUCAAAUUAGUCUACCAAUGGGUGGUCACAUAUAAACAAGUUAACUAAAAAAAAAAUAAAAUAGAACUCCUUUUAAAAUUGAUGGAAAGUACUAUACUAGUGUCUAGUAGAUAUUUUCAAUGUUAACAGAUAGAACAUGUGUAUAGGCAAUGUCCAAUAAAGUUUUAUUACUUCCAGAGGAGCCACUCUGUCUAGCACUCAACUAGGUGUUAACUAGAGUAUCCAGAUGAAUGGGUAGAUUCCCGGUUUUUUUUUUUGUUUUUUUUUUUUUAAUUUUGGGGGGUGUAAAGGUAUAUUAAAGGUGAAAGUAAAAAUGUUACCUAUAGUAAAGUGAGGGCCCGUUUAAAUUUUUCAGCUAGUUUGUAAGAUCUCUUUUUUUCUUUUAAGUAUAAUUUUUAUCACAUACACUGUCCUCAUUAACAAAAUAUUAACAAUAAACAAAAAAAAUUAUCAAAGAAACUCGGAUUAGGCCCGAUCUCUAGCUAUUUAUUGUUUUUGGAAAUAAUAGCUACAAAAGUUUUAAUGUAAAUAAAUUAAACACGCGACAAGAAUAUAUAAUAUUAACAAUAUGUUACUAUCCAAUGAACGAUUUGUCUGUGAACAAAUGGUCAUUGAACGAUUUGUCGCGUGAACGAUUUGUCGUGAACCAACUGUCGGGGAACAAGUUGUCUGUGAACAAGUUGUCUGUGAGCCAAUAGUCUGUGAGCGAUAUGUCGCAUGAACGAAUAGUCGUCGGUGAACGAAAUUUAAGUGAAUGAAUUGUCAUGUCCCCGUAUAUGAUGACUUAUCUCUAUUCACUGAUACCGACGUCAAGCAAGAAAAUGCUUUCAUUACCCAGUAAAUUGAUGAAUCAUGCUAUUGCUAAACAGCCCCUUAAGCACAUGCUUUCAAAGCAUUUAUUAGCUGCAGAAGUAUGGCAUAAACGGACUUUAAGUUCAAAAUCUAAUGGAAUAACUGAUACGAAUUUGAAAAACUCUGUCAAUGGCAAAAAAUCAGUUGAAAUGAAACAAGAGCCAACAUUAUCAAGUGUUGAUAAAGCUAGACAGAUGAAUCUAAAAAAUCAGGUUAUUGAUUCAAGCCUUCCAAAUCAUGAUCCACAAAGAAUUACUUCUGAAAGUAGAAAACUGGAAGUCAAAGCCAAGUCAUUACUAAAACAAAUAGCCAAUGAAAAAGGUACAGAUAAAGCAGCCUUUUUAUAUGCCAUCAAUACAUAUAUCUCACAAGAAACAUUGUAUCGAAGAGGUGCUGUGGAGUUCAUUUAUUCGGCAAUGCAUGAAAUGAAAACUUUUGGUGUAAAUAGAGAUCUUACUGCAUAUAAAGCUUUGCUGCAGGUUUUCCCAGAAGGGAAGAUGAUACCAAGAAAUAUAUGGCAAGUUGAAUUUAUGCACUAUCCUAGACAACAGCAAUGUGGAAUUGAUAUGCUAGAACAAAUGGAAGUUAAUGGUGUUAUUCCUGAUGAUGAAUUUGGAGUACUCCUGAAAAACCGAUUUGGUUCAACAGCCCAUGUGACAAGAAAAUAUCUCCGUAUGAUGUACUGGUUGCCAAAGUUCAAGAACAUUAAUCCCUACCCAAUACCCUACAUCCUGCCUACUGAUCCUAUCCAGAUAGCUUUAUUUAUGUUGAAAAGAAUGUGUGUGGAUCAAGAAACGAAAUACUCUGUUUUAAAGACUACAGAAUUAGAAGAGAAUAGUACACAGGAAGACACAUAUAUUGUCAGUGCACAAAGUCCCAUACAACAGGAGUUACUUUCUAAACACAACUGUAACCUGCCAUUAUUUGUGGAAGGACCAUAUCCAGUUUACCUACGAUACCUUCAAAAACACUACUUUCUCUUGCGAGCAGAACCCAACAUAAAAAUUUUAAGGCAGAAAAAGCAACAAGAGAUAGAAGAAGAGAAAGAAAAAAAUAUGUUUGAAUGGAUCAAUUUUUUUGAUGAAGAUUACAAAAGUAUUAAACCUGUAGUAAGUGUUCAUGAACAAGAAGACAGUACCAUUUUAGCAUUAUGCAUAACAGGAACAUGCUCAAAAUCAAGUGUUCAAACAUGGAUUAGGUGGCUUGAAAAAUCCAAUCCAAAUCUUACUACAACACCUGUUUUAUUUAAAUUGUUAUCUGAAGACCAUGAGAUGGAAGUGAUUGGUGAUAACAGAGCAUUUCAAGAACAGAGUACAUAAAAAAAAAGUUUUAAAAAAUGUAUAACUAUUUUUUCUAUCUAAUACACUGCCAUGAAUGCUGAUGAUAAAUCUAGAUGAUAACUUAGAUUGCCUAGCAACUAAGUGCAACAUUGUUGGCUGUUGGAUUAUACUUAUAAUUAACUAAGAUAUGUUUUUUUUACUGUACCGGUAUAAAAAAAAUUGGUGUUUCUUAGUAAAUCUGCUUUUUUUUGUAAAAAAUUACAUUUAGAAAUGUUCUUUUAAUAGGAUGCAAUGGAUAAUGUUCAAACAUAUAUUGAAUAAAAUAAACACUAAAAAUAUUGAAAA